Molecule: messenger RNA, 1298 nt
Organism: Suillus discolor
Lineage: Eukaryota; Fungi; Basidiomycota; Agaricomycetes; Boletales; Suillaceae
Exons: 13
Coding region: 164-1246 (360 amino acids)
Source: RefSeq, a predicted model, not a curated record
UAAGUAUUAAUUGUCGACUUCGAGAAGCAUGAUAUGACCUGAUUAAAGUUGCCCUGGCGUUCAUGUGUCCAAUCGAACUCUUUCCCCAGGACCACCAACGUCCCUAGUCAUUUCCUCCCCGUGAAUUGAGAACAGACUUGGACCCUUCAGAAAAAUAUCGAUCAUGUCAUACAAUCCAGACCUCGCAAAUUAUGACCCGCAAGCUUUUGCGCUUGCCGCUCACAAUGUGUGGGUUACUCGUGUCUGCCAACUGUGUCCUUGUAUCAUUUUCUGUUAUGAUUACUUGCUCACGCUCGAUCGAGAGGUUGAGUUUAUAUGGAGACGGCCGAUGAGAUUUUCCAACAUAUUAUAUAUCAUUGUGAGAUUUGGUGGCGGCGCACUCAUAUUUCUCUCUGCUUCAGCAUUUAUGAGCAAACACACUUCUAAAGAGGUAUGUUUCUGUUCAUUAUUCCUAAACAUUCAAGGGUGGCCCAGUUUCUGCAUUCUUUGGGCAGUUCAGCUCAUACUGCAGCUCCGAGUGUACGCUCUAUACCGUCGAUCUCUAGCGGUCCUGAUUGCGAUGGCGGUCGGAUUCACGAUGGAGGUUAUAGUCAUGUCUAUCUUUCUAGGAAUAGGCAUGGCAGAGAAUACCAAUACAAAUAAGCCGAUGCCAAAUAUUAGAAUCUGUGCCGUCACGCACGCGCCGCCUGUGCUUGCUUACGUGUGGUUGCCCGAUAUCGUUUUUGGAACAUUUCUAUUCGUGCUUGCAGGAAGGAUCGGGUUUAAACGCGGUAGAUUUGGCUUCAACAUCUUCCGCAUGGAGAGAAAAGACCUUGUCGAUGCUCUCGUGUAUGGCAACCUCCAUUACUUCUUCUGCAUACUCGUUGCGAACGUUGUAAAUACGGGAAUCUGGCAAGGAUUAGGGUUUAGCUGGUUCGAAGCUCCAGAGGGGUUCGCAGCUGUCAUUGAAAUCGUCCUUGGGUGUCGGAUGGUGCUGGACCUUAAUUCAGCGGUGUCUGAUUCUGACGGCUUGCGUCUAUUGGACUCGUUCCCACUCAGAGACUCUUUCGGUGUCAGAGAGGGUCCGUCAACACUUUAUUCUGCGGUUAGCACCUACGAUCUUGAGACUCCGCAAGGUCAGCAUCGGCAUACCCAAGAGAUUGAGUUAGCUUCUCCAACUAGUCCUGAGUCCGGGGAAAGCUCUCGCGUUCUCAUCGAGGGAGCAAACGAGUUGUGUAGCAGUCCGCUUCCUACCGUUGUCCAUUAGUGUACAAACCUAUUUUUACAGAAAUCUAUCACUCCACGAGUACAUAAACCAC